Messenger RNA from Spea bombifrons (plains spadefoot toad), 405 nucleotides. It is a transcript of the gene TMEM256, whose product is annotated as transmembrane protein 256. Bases 10 to 354 code for a protein of 114 amino acids. The record is from RefSeq and is a predicted model, not a curated record. The transcript has 4 exons. NCBI's taxonomy places the organism in Eukaryota, Metazoa, Chordata, Amphibia, Anura, Pelobatidae.
CCGAGAAAGAUGGCGGUGUCCAGGCUGUGGGGGAGGGUCGGGGCAGUGUCAGGAGCCCUGGCAGUGGCAGCUGGAGCCUAUGGGGCCCACGGAUUCCGACACAGCGAUCGCAAUGAAUAUCAGAGAGAGCUCUUUGCGACAUCAAAUCAGUAUCACUUCCUGCACAGCCUGGCGUUACUGGCCGUCCCUCACUGCAGGCGCCCCCUGCUGGCCGGCUCUCUCCUGACGUCAGGGAUGGUUCUGUUUUGUGGGACGUUUUAUUAUCAGGCGAUGACCGGGGAUCCGACGCUCAGCAGAGCCGCUCCGUACGGCGGCACCCUGCUCAUCCUGGGCUGGGCUGCGAUGGCUCUGUGACCCUGCGCGCUUAUAACGCAUUCCUGUGGACUCUGCCGUGCCGUGCGCCGG